Molecule: messenger RNA, 1357 nt
Organism: Nymphaea colorata (pocket water lily)
Lineage: Eukaryota; Viridiplantae; Streptophyta; Magnoliopsida; Nymphaeales; Nymphaeaceae
Exons: 3
Coding region: 254-1090 (278 amino acids)
Source: RefSeq, a predicted model, not a curated record
UUCACCGAGAGAGAGAGAGAGAGUUGCAGUAGUCCAAUGACACGCCAUCAGAGGUAUACAUCUGUUGGGUAUAAGCUGUAGAUGCGUGCUCGUUGGUAUGGAAAACUAGAGAGGUAGAGAGGGAAAAAGAUCUUCGUGGCAUAGUCUGUGGCUGUCUACGCACCACCAUGAAAGAGUAAAACCCAUCAGCAGAACGGAUAUUCUUUAUCUAACAGCAAGAGGAAGAGAUAGAGGACGAGAGAAAGAAGGAGAAAUGAGGGGAGGGGAACAGAAAGAAGGAAAGGAGGAGGAAGAAGAAGAAGAAGAAGAAGAAGAAGAAGAAGAAGAAGAGAGGCUCUGUAAACUGGUCGACGACUUUCUUGAAUCAGAAGCAGUCCACAUCUCCUCUCCAAGUGCAGACUCCUGCCAUCCAGAAGAUGAGACAUCCCUGAUUCUCAAGAGGAUCAUUGGCUCCAGUACAAAGGCAGAGAAAGAUGCGUAUGAGAGUGUGAUGAGGCAUUUGAGGUACUGUGGUGGUGAAGGAAGAUACAGUCAGAAGAAAGGUCUGGUUCUGAGGAUGAGGAUGGAGGGCUAUGAUGUUUCCUUGUGCAGAUCAUCAUGGGUUUGUUCCACAGGUUGUCCUGGAGGUGAUUAUGAAUACAUAGACAUUGUGUGGGUGAAUGAGGCACAGCAUCCAGAGAGGUUGAUAGUUGACAUAGACUUUAGGUCCCAAUUCGAGAUUGCAAGGCCAACUACAGCCUACACCCAGCUAUACAACAACCUUCCUUCAGUGUUUGUUGGUACUGAGCAGAAACUUAACAAAGUCAUCUCUCUAGCCUGCUCUGCUGCAAAGAAGUCACUCACUGAGAGUGGCCUCCACAUACCACCAUGGAGAAAGGCCUGCUACCUGCAGUCCAAGUGGUCAUCCUCAUGUCAGAGGCUCACCACAGUGGCCAUCCCCAUCUUCAGCAGAGAAAAUUUUGACAGGACUCCUCCCAAAAUUAGCAGUUGGGUGCCUCCAAAGCUGAUGCCUAGAAAAAGGCAGAUGGGUUUUCAAGAGGCAGGCCUGUCUAAGGAAUUCUCAAGCUUGAGAUGCCCACCAGUUGCUUGAUCACUGUGUAGCUGCUGUUUCUCUCUCUAAAACUCCACCCAACAGUGCAAGUUUUGCCCUAAAGCUUCUGUGGCUACAGUUUUUUAUUCUUUUUUUUCCCUUUGUUUUUUUUCUGUUGGAGGGUCUUUUCUUUUUUCAUCAGCCAAAGUUAUUGUCAACCUUCCUUUGCAUGGAAGGUCAUGUCAAAAUGUUGUAUAGAUGAUGAUAGCCACCUGGUUGAGCAGCUUUCUUUAUCAAUCAAACCAUUAUGGCUACCAUUUAAUUUGA